ACUCCUGUGUUGCUAGAUUCGCAAACUCUUGUCAAUGCAGUCGCGCUCUGCCCGCACCCCGCUCACCGCUUAUUUGAUUUUUGAUUUUGACAGUUCGCUUUCGCCUUUUGCCAUGUAUGGUGGGAAAUCGUUUGGGGUGGUUGAAAUAUAUUAGAUUUCUUUAAAAUGUGUUACAGAAAAUUUAAGUAUGAGUUACCAGCAUGAAUCUUAACAUUAUUUUAAGAUUAAGCGUAAUGUUAUUGGUCUCAUGACCAUUUAACUUUUAACUCCUAUCGCGUUAGUACGUAGGGCAAAUGGGUGACGUUGUAAGCUUAUUUUCUGUGAUAAUAAUGAAAUUUAAAUCUAAGUUCAACCAGAGCAAAAUUUAUUUCCAUUACGAUGUACCAUGGGAAAAACUAAAGUCAGUUAAAUGGAUGAACGAGCGAGCUUCUGCUAACAAGGCGUAUGUACCGACGACGGUGGAGAAUGUAGCUAACGUUUGCACGCAUGCUCUCUGCGUAGCGCCGGCAUCGCUGGGCGCACGCGAACUCCUCACGCGGUCCGUAAACGCGCCGCAAGCGAUCGCCGCGGUGGUGUACGGCCUGGCACUAUGCCUGCUGUUCGCCGUCUCCACAACAUUCCAUUCAGUAUGCUGCUGCCGAUCUGAUACUAAAAUGAAGCACUUCCUGCAUCGCUUCGACCGAGCUAUGAUAUACAUCUUCAUCGCGAGUUCCUACUUCCCCUGGCUGACGGUGGGCACGCUGUCCUGCUGGAUGCUGCGUGAGCUGCGCUGGGCCAUCUGGCUGCUGGCCGUGCUCGGCAUCACCUACCAGCAGAUCUUCCACGAGCGGUACAAGAUGCUCGAACUCCUCCUCUACUUGGUCAUGGGCUUGGGUCCGGCGGCCAUCAUUGUCACGUCAAAUCACCACUUCCCAGCGAUGCACGACCUCAAGGUGGGCGGGAUGCUGUACCUGGCCGGCGUGUUCUUCUUCAAAUCUGACGGGCGCAUACCCUUUGCUCACGCCAUAUGGCAUAUAUUCGUGGCCCUCGCCGCUAGCGUGCACUAUCUAGCAAUACUCCGACAUCUCUUCCCAGAACUAAAAUCUCAAUAAAGACUGCCCCAUUAAUCUAUUCAAACUCGAUUAACCGAGAGCGUUUUCUCAAGCUAUUUUCGUAUCGCGACUCAACAGCGAGGUCGCGUUUAACACACUUGACAGCUGCAAAAUGUCAGACGUCAAUUGAACUUGGCAGUAAAUGGCGCACUUCCGCCACUAGGGCUUGACAGAAAAACUUCUCAACAAUGUUGAUGUAUAAUAGUAUCCAAUUCCAUUAUCUCGGCUAAGUAUUUUGUAGUCAUAUAAUCUGUAUUGAUGUCUGUUUCUGUAGUUUUUAAUUUAGGUUGUCUGGACCGCAGGGUUUUUAGACUUUUGAACUCGUAGAAAUCUGUUAGACGCACCUUUUUCGUCCACACGACGUUGUUAAAACUUGUACUACUUGUUUUUUUUUGACAUUCCCAUAGUAAUGACUUCAAAACAAUUGUUUUUAGUUAAUUGU
Molecule: messenger RNA, 1533 nt
Organism: Papilio xuthus (Asian swallowtail)
Lineage: Eukaryota; Metazoa; Arthropoda; Insecta; Lepidoptera; Papilionidae
Product: monocyte to macrophage differentiation factor 2
Exons: 4
Coding region: 294-1091 (265 amino acids)
Cellular component (GO): membrane
Molecular function (GO): pore-forming activity
Source: RefSeq, a predicted model, not a curated record